AUGGCUAAUAUGGAUAUUGAUGAGAAUGUACUCAAAUAUGAACAUUUUAUAAAUAAUGUUCUAAAGGAAGACUUAAAGAAAUUAGAGCUACGUUUGCAACUAGUGAAUGGCGAAUUGGCAGAUCUUAUUCAGCAAAAGCACACAUUGAAACUGGUAACGGAUAAGAAAAUGCAUCCUUCAGGGUUUAAAACACAAGUAAACAUAGGCUGUAAUUUUUUUAUGGAAGCAUCUGUCCCAGACACGUCAGUGUUACUCAUGAAUAUAGGCUUAAACCACUAUGUGGAGUUCAGCAUAGAUGAAGCUAAUAGAUAUUUAGAUGUAAGAAUAAAGGCAUUUGAAGAAAAGGCUCGAGAAAUACAACAGAAAGCAGCAGAGACAAAAGCACACAUUAAACUAAUGCUCUUUCACAUUGGGGAAAUACAACAUCAAAAGGAUUCAAAAACAAGUUGA
Molecule: messenger RNA, 450 nt
Organism: Diatraea saccharalis (sugarcane borer)
Lineage: Eukaryota; Metazoa; Arthropoda; Insecta; Lepidoptera; Crambidae
Source: the annotation of a GenBank genome assembly